This is a messenger RNA of Dujonia railenensis, 2076 nucleotides long. NCBI's taxonomy places the organism in Eukaryota, Fungi, Ascomycota, Pichiomycetes, Serinales, Debaryomycetaceae. The record is from the annotation of a GenBank genome assembly.
AUGAGUAAACCAAAUAACGAACAACAACAAUCAAUACAACCUACUGCGGUGCAGCCUACUACUAGCACAAGCACCAACACAGUAUCUACCGGUGCAGGAGGGAAAAAGGCUAAGAGUCAUAACAAUAAUAGAUACAGAGACUACUACAAGGACGAAGAUUUCUCAGAGCGCAUUGAUAAGCAGAUCAAGAGUGGGAAGAAACUUCAUGGAAAUAGCAGAAAGAACCAAAUUUCUAUAAAUCACUUACUAGAUUUCCAAAGCUAUGAGGAUCUGCAAGAGUAUCAAGAAAGAAGAAAGGGAACCAACGGUAACCAAAGAGGCGGUGGACGUAGGCGUAGCAGUGGUAGUAAUGGAAACAGCAAGAAUCGCCGUAAUCCGUUCAAAGUCAACUUACACGGUAUGUCUUAUAUCAACUGUCAUUACAAGUUUGUGGUUGACUGCAGAUCGGACUAUAAGACACAACAGUUGGAUCCAAAUGUCCCCGUAACAGUUUCAGAUAUACUACGGAUCAUAACCCCGAAGGGUAAUGCUUGCCCCAUCUGCUUAUCGGAUGACCCUGUUGCUCCGAGGAUGAUAACUGCGUGUGGCCACAUUUUGUGCUUGACUUGCUUGUUAUCUCUAUUGGACAGCGAAGUGCCUACUUCUGGAAAAAAAAGUGCUGGAGUUGGCGAAAUUAAGUACAAUGAUUGCCCAUUGUGCUCCACGAUUAUCAGGCAAAAGGACAUUAAACCUGUAUUGAUUUCUAAUGUCGACGAAAGGUUUGAAGUCCCUAAGGUCAAAGACGAAGUUGCGCUUACGUUGAUGACAAGGCCUCAAAACAAACUAUUAUCAUUACCUAAAAAUUUCUACGACUUUCACCGGAUGAUAGAUACGUUCCCAUGGGUCCAUGGAGAAGAUGAGGCUGGGGCAGAUUUCCUGCCGAACUUUUUCGUUUACCUGAGAUUCUUAAUGGGAGACUUAAAUUAUUUGAUAGAUAUGUAUGAGAUGGAAAAGCAAUUGAUUUUAGUGCAGUAUGAACAGGAAAGAGAACUAUAUGGCGACGAUGGGAAGUACUUUAAAUUAGCCAUUGAAAAUAUCGAUAAAGAUAUUGAACAAUGGAAGAAGAGCUUUGAAAAUGAUACUCCUCUGCAUAUCAAAAUGCAACCACAACAUCUGAAUUCAUAUGGCUCCAGUAGUAAGCAGAAAGAAGAGCAACCAGGCUCUAAUACGUUUUUUUAUUAUCAAACGGGGUUUAACGCAUCAUCCACGUUUGUACUCUCGCCGCUAGAUAUGAAAGUUUUGAAACAUUCCUAUAACGAUGACUAUUAUAACCUCCCUUCGUCAAUUAUUGCUAAAGUUGAGAAUAUCAGAUAUGAAGAAUUCAACGCAGAGUUGGCAUUUACAAAGUAUAAGUAUUUGUCUCACUUACCAUUUGGAACAAGUAUUGGCUUUUUGGAGUGUAAUUGGUCGAAUAACGAGUUUAUUCAGGAAGAGACAUGGGAAGCAUUCAAAGGGGAUUUAAUCCAACGAACGAAGAACUCAAAUAGAAAGUUUAAGCGUGAAGAAACAAACAGAAGAAGAGCCCUUAAUGACGAAGAAAUCAAAAAUAGAGAGUUCUAUGAAAGAGAAAACAAUAAUGGGGUAUUGGUUAACAACUACGGUGGCCACAACCAACCCUACUCCGAUUAUUAUGAAGACAGCAGUAACGGUGGGAGUUUCAGCUCGAUGACUAGAAACAUUGGAAACCUUUCGGUUAUAGACUAUCGCGAUCUUCCAGUUCUAUCAUCAGAGCAUCCUCUCCCCGUGCCACCCUUAGUCGAUGGCACUACUGAGAGUGGUACAACCAUCGACAGCUCCGGAGGAGCUAGUGAUGAAGUGCCUGGAUCACCCAAGUAUCAAACUACCAUUUGGGGCACCAAGAUUCCUCAAGUGGACCAAGUGUUGAACCCACCACUCGAAGAUAGCGAGGAUGACUGGGAUGCAGAAGAAAUGAUUAGAAGAGCGAAGGAAGAGAUGGAUAGACAAGAAGCUCAAAAUGCUGACGGCUCGCAAAAGAAAAAGAAGAAAAAGAAGAUCCUAUUAUCUUCGGCGUGGUAG